Messenger RNA from Paecilomyces variotii, 1803 nucleotides. RefSeq names its product asparagine synthase. The transcript is spliced from 3 exons. Bases 1 to 1803 code for a protein of 600 amino acids. Gene Ontology annotation, molecular function: asparagine synthase (glutamine-hydrolyzing) activity. NCBI's taxonomy places the organism in Eukaryota, Fungi, Ascomycota, Eurotiomycetes, Eurotiales, Thermoascaceae. The record is from RefSeq and is a predicted model, not a curated record.
AUGUGUGGUAUCUUUUUCUCUCUGAGCACAUCAGGCCCUGUUCUUCCCGCAGAGGAGACAGCUACUUUAUUGCGAAACAGAGGACCGGACAGCUUUCAGACUCAUACUAUCCAGCUGGGAAUCGCCCCUGGUCAAGACAGCGUCGAAAAGCUUUCUCUUACUUUUAUUUCCACUGUUCUGGCUCUGAGGGGUGACCAUGUUCAUGCCCAGCCUCUGGUUGAUGACGCUAGCAAGUCCGUGCUUUGCUGGAACGGAGAAGCAUGGAAAAUCUCCGAUGACCCCGUUCAGGGAAAUGACACUGAGCUCAUAUUCUCCCUUUUCCUUGACUGUGUGAAGGUGAACGGGGAUGUGGCAUCUCCGCCGGACUCACUUGGCAGAAUCUGUAACCUUGUCAACAGUAUCUCAGGGCCGUUCUCCUUCGUGUUUUACGAUGGGAUUAAUUCGAGAAUUUAUUACAGCAGGGACUGUUUAGGAAGACGAUCUCUGCUCCAAGGCGUCGAUGAGGAGGGAAACUUGAGGAUCUGUAGCAUCUGUGAUGGAACCUCCUCUACGCAUUUCGAGGAAGUUGACACUAACGGACUGCACAUGAUUGACCUUGCGCGUACAUUCCGCGAUGACUCGCUGGAUACAGCUGUCCUCAACCACGCUGGCCGUGCAUCUGCUUUCAAUAUCACUACUAUACCUUGGCUGUCCAAAGACGACGCCACUACCCCUACUUAUUUCCUUAAUCCCAUCCCCUCUAUGAAUCGAGAAGUACCUGCAGGAACACCUCCUACACUCGAUCUUGGUUCCCCUGCUGUUGAAACCCUCAGACAGAAGCUCUGGCGAUCGCUUGAACUAAGGAUUCGAAAUGUUCCAGAACCCCCGCACUACUCUGCAGCACAGAAUUCGAAAGUCGCCGUUCUCUUCUCUGGUGGUCUUGACUGCACAGUACUAGCCCGGUUAGCUCACGAAAUCCUUCCGGCAGACGAAUCCGUCGAUCUUCUCAAUGUUGCCUUCGAAAACCCUCGCGUUGCAGCGGCGGCCGCGAAGUCUCAGACAAAAUCCAAUGAAUCCGUAUAUGAACGUUGCCCGGACCGCAUUACCGGCCGUGCAGCACACGCGGAGUUGCAGAGCGUGUGUCCAGGUCGCACCUGGCGGUUUGUUGCCAUAGACGUGCCAUACAGCGAGACAUCGGAACAUAGAGAGCGCGUGAAGCGCCUCAUGAGGCCACACAAUACGGAGAUGGAUCUGUCAAUUGCGUGCGCGCUGUAUUUUGCUUCCCGCGGCCAGGGUACCAUUGCCCAAGUGACUGGAGAAACGACGCAAGCUGUCCCUUAUACUACUUCAGCCAGAGUUCUCAUCUCAGGCUUGGGAGCUGAUGAGCUCUUCGCCGGGUAUGGCCGGCACGGGGUGGCAUUUUCUCGCGACGGCUUCGCAGGUCUCAUUGAUGAGAUCGACCUUGACGUCGGGCGUCUCGGGAAGAGAAAUCUUGGACGCGACGAUCGGGUCAUCUCGCACUGGGGCCGUGAAGCCAGAUUCCCCUAUCUUGACGAAGACUUUGUCGCUUGGGCCGUGCAGGCUCCUGUGUGGGAAAAGUGCGGGUUCGGAACCGAGACUCCUGAUCCAGACUCGUCAGCCAAUUCCAACACUAACGGAACGGAUAUCGACGACAUUGAAGCUCAAAAAAGGGUUCUUCGUCUGCUGGCUCUGCGACUGGGUAUGAAGAACGUGGCACGCGAGAAAAAGCGGGCCAUUCAGUUCGGGGCGCGUACUGCAAAAAUGGAAAGUGGCAAGAGCAAAGGUACUCAUAUCCUGACCUGA